GACGCCUGCGCGGAGGGCGGGCACUUGCCUAGGGGAUCCGCCUGCAUGGCCUCCUCCCAGGUUGCGGGAUUCCCACACUGAGCCCUGGCUAAAGCGUGGGCGGCCGCUUCCCCGGGAAUCCCAGCUGGGACUCUGCUCUCGUAGUCUGUGACUCGGACGCGGGCGAAGGAGGAGCGUGGAUCGGAGUCACCAGCCCCGGGGACCGGCAUGGCCUGCCGUGCCCUGCCCGGGCCGACCUGCCUGCUGCUGCUGGUGCUGCUGGUGCUGCUGGUGCUGCUGCUGAGCUGCGAGCCCUGCGAAGCCGCAGAGACUGUGGCCGUGCGGGCAGCCACCAAGGUGACAGGCUUCUUGGGCCACUCUGUGACAUUACUCUGUAGCCUACAAUCUGAAGAGCAGGUGACAGUGACACAAGUCACAUGGAUGAAGAAGUCAGAUGAGUCUUCACACACUGUGGCUGUCUUCCACUCCACAAAGGGUCCCUACUUCCCAGAACCAGGGAGGCUACAGUUUGUGGCCACCAAACCUGGCGAGGCUCUGUUGAAUGCAUCUCUGGCCAUAUCCGACUUGCGUGCUGAAGAUGAGGGCAACUAUACGUGCCAGUUUGCCACGUUCCCCAUGGGCAGUGAGAGUGCCCAGGUCUGGCUGCGGGUGCUCGCCCGGCCAAGGAACACAGCGGAGGCCCUGGUUGUGGCUCCAGAGGCCCUGGUUGAUGCUCCUACCCAGGAUUCCGUGCAUGUGGCCAAAUGCGUCUCCUCUGGAGGACUCCCUCCUGCCCAAAUCACCUGGCGCACAGACCUGAAUGGAACCACGCAGCACAGCUGGAAGCCAGGGCCACAGCCGGGCACCUUCACGGUCACCAGCUUCUUCUCCUUGGUUCCCUCCAGCCAGGCAGAUGGCAAGAACCUCACCUGCAGCGUGAAGCACGAGAGCUUCCCCCAGCCUGACCUGCAGUCCGUCACCCUCUCCCUUCCUUAUGCUCCUGAGGUGUCUAUCUCUGGCUAUGAUGACAACUGGUACCUUGGCCGCACUGAUGUGGCCCUGAUCUGUGACGUGCGCAGUAACCCAGAGCCCACGGACUACGACUGGAGCACGAUCACAGGUGCACUGCCCCUCAACGCUAAACCGCAAGGCAACAAGCUCUGUAUAUCCGAGGUGGACAGUUCCACCAACACCACUUUCAUCUGCCAUGUCACUAACGCCGUCGGGUCCAACGAGGGUGAGGUGACCAUCCGAGUUACAGAGAGCCCUAAGAGUGCAGAGUCAGGCACAGAGCUGAGCAGCACUGUCUUCAUCGCCAUCGUCGCCAUCGUCGUUGUUCUUGGGAUUCUGCUAGUGCUUGUUGUGCCCCUGGGUGUCUUUCUGUAUCGCAGACGCAGAAAGUCUAUCAGGCAUCGUGGUGGGCAGCAGCAACCCCAGCCCUCAGAGAACAGGGCUGUCCUGUAUUUACCUGUGGAGAACCAAUCCGCUCCCUAGCUGGGGUGCUGGGGUGUGCGAAGAGACAGAACUGGGAAGCUCAAGGACUCGACAGCUGAACCCCACCCAGAUGGAUAAAGACACUUCCAGAGAGACAGGGCAUCCAUGGGGGGCGAGCCUCUCAAGUUUGGUGUUCUCCCAGAACCCCCAUGUGUUCUACCAUGUCAAGAAAGACUUACGGAAGGCAUGGUGGCUCACACCUGACAUACCAGUGCUCAAGAGGCAGCCACAGGAAGAUGGCUGCAAGUUUAAGUCUAGCCUCUGCUACAAAGUGAAAUCUGUCUAAACAAACAAGCAAGCAGUCAGAUGA
Molecule: messenger RNA, 1783 nt
Organism: Nannospalax galili (Upper Galilee mountains blind mole rat)
Lineage: Eukaryota; Metazoa; Chordata; Mammalia; Rodentia; Spalacidae
Product: poliovirus receptor
Exons: 8
Coding region: 208-1473 (421 amino acids)
Biological process (GO): cytoskeleton organization; positive regulation of immunoglobulin mediated immune response; regulation of viral entry into host cell
Cellular component (GO): plasma membrane; focal adhesion; apical junction complex
Molecular function (GO): cell adhesion molecule binding
Source: RefSeq, a predicted model, not a curated record